This is a messenger RNA of Lindgomyces ingoldianus, 657 nucleotides long. RefSeq lists its product as uncharacterized. Bases 1 to 657 code for a protein of 218 amino acids. Lineage: Eukaryota; Fungi; Ascomycota; Dothideomycetes; Pleosporales; Lindgomycetaceae. The record is from RefSeq and is a predicted model, not a curated record. Gene Ontology annotation, cellular component: nuclear speck. Gene Ontology annotation, biological process: mRNA splicing, via spliceosome. Gene Ontology annotation, molecular function: RNA binding. The transcript has 5 exons.
AUGUCUCGCGGCGGAACCACCCUCUACGUCACCGGCUUCGGCCACGGCACUCGCGCGCGCGACCUCGCGUACGAAUUCGAACGGUAUGGACGGCUUGUCCGCUGCGACAUUCCAGCCCCGCGUUCCGCUACAAGCAGACUCUUCGCUUUCGUUGAGUACGAGAGCCGUCGUGAUGCCGAUGAUGCAUAUCACGAGAUGCACAACAAGCGCAUCGGCCGCGAUGAUCUCUUGAAGAUCGAGUGGGCCCGCACUCCCCCAUCGGCCUCCUGGCGCUUCGACUCUGGUACUGGACGCGACCGCGGUGACCGUGGUAGUGACCGACCCCCCCGCCGUGACCGCUCUCCUCGCCGUCGAAGUGUCUCCCCGGGUCCCCGUCGUGGCCGUGGCGACUACUCCCCACGCAAGGACGACCGUCGCGAGCGCGACUAUGAUCGCCGUGACCGAGACCGCUCUAGGAGCCCUGAUGACCGUGACCGUGAUCGGGACCGCGAGAUGAAGGAUGUUGUCCGUGAUGAUGACCGUGAGCGCGACCGCGACCGCGACCGUGACCGGGAGCGAGAGCGAGAGCGCGAGAACGGUGCCAACGGCGAGGAACGCAAGAUCGCAGUCGAAUCACCUCCAGCAGGAGGCCAUGACGAUCUUGACACCGCCGAGUAG